CUUUAUUUGACGAAUAUACUCAAAAAGAAUACCAAAAAUCAAAUAAUAAGGCAGCAAAUAACCCAAAGAAUUUUAUAGUUAAGACAGAAGACGGUCCAAUUGAAUUGACAACUGCUAUAAGAUAUGAACGAAUGCAUACUGGUAUAAAACCAAUUAGAACUAAAGGACGUAUUUUAAGGUGGAUCACAACCUAUAAAUCACAAUCAAUUUUGAUAGCAGAAAUUAUAGCAAUAUUUGUUAUAAGUUUAUUUAUAAAAUUAUUAAGAAAAUGUGAUACAAGUUAUAUUAGAGCUGAUAUGUUGAAUGGAGUGAAUGUCGUUGCAAAAAAUAACACACAAUUUACAUGUAUAUGUGAAAUAUAUUCAUUUCAAUUUAUUGCAGCUUUAGGUGAUAUUGAAACUACUUUUCAUGGUAUAUCAAAGUGGAUGGGCAAAAAAUUAUGGCUAACUAAUUUGCAAUUAACAUCAUAUUAUUAUUGGCAAAAUAAUAUUAUUGAUAUUGAAAAAAGCAUUAUAAAUGCUGAAAAAAUUAUGAAAAAUAUGAAAAAAAAUGAUAUAAAUGAUGACAUUAAUUUUUAA
Messenger RNA from Funneliformis geosporum, 578 nucleotides. Lineage: Eukaryota; Fungi; Glomeromycota; Glomeromycetes; Glomerales; Glomeraceae. The record is from the annotation of a GenBank genome assembly.